Messenger RNA from Canis lupus familiaris (dog), 9074 nucleotides. It is a transcript of the gene PLXNA1, whose product is annotated as plexin A1. The transcript has 31 exons. Gene Ontology annotation, biological process: semaphorin-plexin signaling pathway involved in axon guidance; regulation of cell migration; regulation of GTPase activity. Bases 55 to 5769 code for a protein of 1904 amino acids. The record is from RefSeq and is a predicted model, not a curated record. Lineage: Eukaryota; Metazoa; Chordata; Mammalia; Carnivora; Canidae. Gene Ontology annotation, molecular function: protein binding; semaphorin receptor activity. Gene Ontology annotation, cellular component: semaphorin receptor complex.
GUGACGCGCACCUCUAUAGGACCUGAGCGCCUCGGCCCGAGGCCCCAGCCCGUCAUGCCACUGCCACGUCUGAGCCUGCGGGUGCUCCUGCCGCCGCCGCCUCCGCUGCUGCUGCUGCCGCUACUGCUGCUGCUGCUGCUCAGGGGCGCGCAGGGGGCAGCGGGGGCGCCCCGGGCAGACGGGGGGCAGCAGCCCACCUUCCGCACCUUCUUGGCCAGUGACUGGGGCCUGACCCACCUGGUGGUCCACGAGCAGACCGGCGAGGUAUACGUGGGCGCGGUGAACCGCAUCUACAAGCUGUCGGGGAACCUCACGCUGCUGCGGGCACACGUGACGGGGCCCGUGGAGGACAACGAGAAGUGCUACCCGCCCCCCAGCGUGCAGUCGUGCCCGCACGGUCUGGGCAGCACCGACAACGUCAACAAGCUGCUGCUCCUGGACUAUGCCGCCAACCGCCUGCUGGCCUGCGGCAGCGCCUCACAGGGCAUCUGCCAGUUCCUGCGGCUGGACGACCUGUUCAAGCUGGGCGAGCCGCACCACCGCAAGGAGCACUACCUGUCCAGCGUGCGCGAGGCAGGCAGCAUGGCCGGCGUGCUGAUUGCGGGGCCGCUGGGCCAGGGCCAGGCCAAGCUCUUUGUGGGCACGCCCAUCGAUGGCAAGUCCGAGUACUUUCCCACGCUGUCCAGCCGCCGACUCAUGGCCAACGAGGAGGACGCCGACAUGUUUGGCUUCGUGUACCAAGACGAGUUCGUGUCGUCGCAGCUCAAGAUCCCCUCGGACACGCUGUCCAAGUUCCCAGCCUUCGACAUCUACUACGUGUACAGUUUCCGCAGCGAGCAGUUUGUCUACUACCUCACCCUGCAGCUGGACACGCAGCUCACCUCGCCCGAUGCCGCCGGGGAGCACUUCUUCACCUCCAAGAUCGUGCGGCUGUGUGUGGACGACCCCAAGUUCUACUCGUACGUUGAGUUCCCCAUCGGCUGUGAGCAGGCGGGUGUGGAGUACCGCCUGGUGCAGGAUGCCUACCUGAGCCGGCCCGGCCGUGCCCUGGCCCGCCAGCUGGGCCUGGCCGAGGACGAGGACGUGCUGUUCACCGUGUUCGCGCAGGGCCAGAAGAACCGCGUGAAGCCGCCCAAGGAGUCCGUGCUGUGCCUCUUCACGCUCAGGGCCAUCAAGGAGAAGAUCAAGGAGCGCAUCCAGUCCUGCUACCGCGGUGAGGGCAAGCUCUCGCUGCCCUGGCUGCUCAACAAGGAGCUGGGCUGCAUCAACUCGCCCCUGCAGAUCGAUGACGAUUUCUGUGGCCAGGACUUCAACCAGCCCCUGGGGGGCACGGUCACGAUCGAGGGCACUCCCCUCUUCGUGGACAAGGAUGAUGGCCUGACCGCUGUGGCCGCCUACGACUACCGGGGCCGCACUGUGGUGUUUGCCGGCACGCGCAGCGGCCGCAUCCGCAAGAUCCUGGUGGACCUGGCGAACCCUGGUGGCCGGCCGGCCCUGGCUUACGAGAGUGUGGUGGCCCAAGAGAACAGCCCCAUCCUGCGCGACCUGGUCCUCAGCCCCGACCGCCAGUACCUCUAUGCUAUGACGGAGAAGCAGGUGACUCGUGUGCCUGUGGAGAGCUGCGUGCAAUAUACGUCAUGCGAGCUGUGCCUGGGGUCACGGGACCCCCAUUGUGGCUGGUGUGUCCUGCACAGCAUCUGCUCACGGCAAGACGCCUGCGAGCGGGCAGAUGAGCCCCAGCGCUUCGCCUCGGACCUGCUGCAGUGCGUGCAGCUGAUGGUACAGCCUCGCAACGUUUCAGUCACUAUGUCUCAGGUUCCGCUCGUGCUGCAGGCCUGGAACGUGCCUGACCUUUCGGCUGGUGUCAACUGCUCCUUUGAGGACUUCACCGAGUCUGAGAGCAUCCUGGAGGACGGUCGGAUCCACUGCCGCUCACCUUCCGCUCGGGAGGUGGCACCCAUCACACGAGGCCAGGGUGACCAGCGGGUGGUCAAGCUUUACCUAAAGUCUAAGGAGACGGGCAAGAAGUUCGCGUCCGUGGACUUCGUCUUCUACAACUGCAGCGUCCACCAGUCCUGCCUGUCCUGUGUCAAUGGCUCCUUCCCCUGCCACUGGUGCAAGUACCGUCACGUGUGCACGCACAACGCCGCCGACUGCGCCUUUCUGGAGGGCCGUGUCAAUGUGUCUGAGGACUGUCCUCAGAUCCUGCCCUCCACCCAGAUCUACGUGCCAGUGGGCGUGGUGAAGCCCAUCACCCUGGCUGCUCGCAACUUGCCACAGCCCCAGUCCGGCCAGCGUGGCUAUGAGUGCCUCUUCCACAUCCCGGGAAGCCCAGCACGCGUCACUGCCCUGCGCUUCAACAGCUCCAGCCUGCAGUGCCAGAACUCCUCGUAUUCCUACGAGGGCAAUGAUGUCAGCGACCUGCCUGUGAACCUGUCAGUGGUGUGGAACGGCAACUUCGUCAUUGACAACCCUCAGAACAUCCAGGCCCACCUGUACAAGUGCCCAGCCCUGAGGGAGAGCUGCGGCCUCUGCCUCAAGGCCGACCCACGCUUCGAGUGCGGCUGGUGUGUGGCCGAGCGCCGCUGCUCCCUGCGCCCCCACUGCCCCGGCGACUCGCCCGCUGCCUGGAUGCACGCCCGCCAUGGCAGCAGCCGCUGCACCGACCCCAAGAUCCUUAAGCUGUUCCCUGAGACGGGCCCGCGGCAGGGAGGCACGCGGCUCACCAUCACGGGUGAGAACCUGGGCCUGCGCUUCGAAGAUGUGCGGCUGGGCGUGCGUGUGGGCAAGGUGCUGUGCAGCCCCGUGGAGAACGAGUACAUCAGCGCCGAGCAGAUCGUCUGCGAGAUCGGGGAUGCCAGCACGGUGCGGGCUCACGACGCCCUGGUGGAGGUGUGUGUGCGAGACUGCUCCCCCCACUACCGGGCCUUGUCCCCCAAGCGCUUCACCUUUGUGACUCCAACCUUCUAUCGGGUGAGCCCUGCACGAGGGCCUCUCUCGGGAGGCACGUGGAUUGGCAUCGAGGGCAGCCACCUGAACGCAGGCAGUGAUGUGGCUGUGUCUGUUGGCGGCAGGCCUUGCUCCUUCUCCUGGAGGAAUUCCAGAGAGAUCCGGUGUCUGACGCCCCCUGGGCAGAGCCCUGGCAGCGCUCCCAUCGUCAUCAACAUCAACCGUGCUCAGCUCACCAACCCGGAGGUGAAGUACAACUAUACGGAAGACCCCACCAUCCUCAAGAUUGAUCCUGAGUGGAGCAUCAACAGCGGAGGGACCCUGCUAACGGUCACGGGCACCAACUUGGCCACCAUCCGUGAACCUCGUAUCCGGGCCAAGUAUGGAGGCGUUGAGAGGGAGAACAGCUGUCUGGUGUACAACGACACCACCAUGGUGUGCCGCGCCCCAUCAGUGGACAACCCGAGCCGCAGCCCGCCAGAGCUGGGGGAGCGGCCAGACGAGCUGGGCUUCGUCAUGGAUGACGUGCGGGCCCUGCUGGUGCUCAAUGCCUCCUCUUUCGUCUAUUACCCCGACCCUGUGCUGGAGCCGCUCAGCCCCACCGGCCUCCUGGAACUGAAGCCCAGCUCCCCGCUCAUCCUCAAGGGCCGGAACCUCCUGCCGCCCGCGCCUGGCAAUUCACGGCUCAACUACACGGUGCUCAUCGGCUCCACACCCUGCGCCCUCACUGUGUCAGAGACGCAGCUGCUCUGCGAGUCACCCAACCUCACAGGGCAGCACAAGGUCACGGUCCGGGCUGGCGGCUUUGAAUUCUCACCAGGGAUGCUGCAGGUGUACUCAGACAGCCUACUGACACUCCCUGCCAUCGUUGGCAUUGGCGGAGGUGGAGGCCUCCUGCUGCUGGUCAUCGUAGCCGUGCUCAUCGCCUAUAAGCGCAAGUCUCGGGAUGCUGACCGCACCCUCAAGCGGCUGCAGCUGCAGAUGGACAACCUGGAGUCCCGCGUGGCCCUGGAGUGCAAGGAAGCCUUUGCGGAACUGCAGACAGACAUCCAUGAGCUGACCAAUGACCUGGAUGGUGCCGGCAUCCCGUUUCUCGACUACCGGACGUAUGCCAUGCGAGUGCUCUUCCCUGGGAUCGAGGACCAUCCAGUGCUCAAGGAGAUGGAGGUGCAAGCCAACGUGGAGAAGUCACUGACACUGUUUGGGCAGCUGCUCACCAAGAAGCACUUCCUGCUGACCUUCAUCCGCACACUCGAGGCCCAGCGCAGCUUCUCUAUGCGAGACCGUGGGAACGUGGCCUCGCUCAUCAUGACGGCCCUGCAGGGUGAGAUGGAGUACGCCACGGGGGUGCUCAAGCAGCUGCUAUCCGACCUCAUCGAGAAGAACCUAGAGAGCAAGAACCACCCCAAGCUGCUGCUGCGGCGGACCGAGUCAGUGGCGGAGAAGAUGCUGACCAACUGGUUCACCUUCCUUUUGUAUAAGUUCCUAAAGGAGUGUGCAGGGGAGCCUCUCUUCAUGCUUUACUGCGCCAUCAAGCAGCAGAUGGAGAAGGGCCCCAUUGACGCCAUCACGGGCGAGGCCCGCUACUCCCUGAGUGAGGACAAGCUCAUCCGGCAGCAAAUCGACUACAAGACCCUGACCCUAAACUGCGUGAACCCUGAGAAUGAGAAUGCGCCCGAGGUGCCCGUGAAAGGACUGAACUGUGACACAGUGACGCAGGUCAAGGAGAAGCUGCUGGAUGCCGUGUACAAGGGGGUACCCUACUCCCAGCGGCCGAAGGCUGGGGACAUGGACCUGGAGUGGCGCCAGGGCCGCAUGGCACGCAUCAUUCUGCAGGAUGAGGAUGUUACUACCAAGAUCGACAACGAUUGGAAGAGGCUGAACACACUGGCUCACUACCAGGUGACAGAUGGGUCCUCCGUGGCCCUGGUGCCCAAGCAGACGUCCGCCUACAACAUCUCCAACUCGUCUACCUUCACCAAGUCCCUCAGCAGAUACGAGAGCAUGCUGCGCACAGCCAGCAGCCCCGACAGCCUACGCUCACGCACACCCAUGAUCACGCCCGACCUGGAGAGUGGCACCAAGCUGUGGCACCUGGUGAAGAAUCACGACCACCUGGACCAGCGGGAGGGCGACCGAGGCAGCAAGAUGGUCUCAGAGAUCUAUCUGACGCGGCUGCUAGCCACCAAAGGCACUCUGCAGAAGUUUGUGGACGACCUGUUCGAGACUAUCUUCAGCACAGCGCACCGUGGCUCGGCCCUGCCGCUGGCCAUCAAGUACAUGUUCGACUUCCUGGAUGAGCAGGCUGACCAGCACCAGAUCCAUGACUCAGAUGUGCGUCACACCUGGAAGAGCAACUGCUUGCCUCUGCGCUUCUGGGUGAACGUGAUCAAGAACCCGCAGUUCGUGUUCGACAUCCACAAGAGCAGUAUCACGGAUGCCUGCUUGUCAGUGGUGGCCCAGACUUUCAUGGACUCCUGUUCCACGUCCGAGCACAAGUUGGGCAAGGACUCGCCCUCCAACAAACUACUCUAUGCUAAGGACAUCCCCAAUUACAAGAGCUGGGUGGAGAGGUACUACGCUGACAUCGCCAAGAUGCCUGCCAUUAGUGACCAGGACAUGAGCGCCUACCUGGCCGAGCAGUCGCGGCUGCACCUGAGCCAGUUCAACAGCAUGAGCGCCUUGCAUGAGAUCUACUCCUACAUCACCAAGUACAAGGAUGAGAUCCUGACAGCCCUGGAGAAGGAUGAGCAGGCUCGGCGGCAGCGGCUCCGGAGCAAGCUGGAGCAGGUGGUGGACACGAUGGCCCUGAGCAGCUGAGACCCUCGGCCAUCACCGCCCAGAGGGAGUUGCGUAAGAGGGCCCACAGGGCCGGCCUCCGUCCAGCAGCCAGAGCUGGGAGGCCCCGGAGGCAGCCUCGCCCCAACUGUGCCUCGUGCCAGCGCGCUCGGGGCCGGCCGUGCGGUUCAGCGUCCUCCCGGCCCUCUCCCUCCUCCUCCCACCUGGCGGGGGUCCUCGUUCUUGGUGUGGGUGACCACGCCCCUGCGGCACCUUCCAUGCCCAGCUGCUCGGCACAGGGCUGCAGGAGCCCAGGGUGACUGGGCGCUUCUCGGAAGAAUGGGGUGACCGCCAAGGCCCUGGGGGGCAGGCUGGAGCCCUCCGGGAAGGGCUGGCUAGCCCAGUCCAUCUCCUUGAGGCUGUGCUGCCAUGGUCGGGGGGGCCAGCACAAGGGGCCAGGAGGGCACCAGCUGUUCCCGGCUUGCUGGGCGGAUUGCCGGGCCCGGGGCCCGGAUGGCAGCCCCGAGGGAGGCUGAAGGCCGGGGGCCCGCCAAGGGGAGCUGGAGUCGGCCUUCCCACUGCUGCCUGCCACAUCCGGCACCCCCCACUCGCUGCCGCACGGCCACCACCAUCCUCCGAUUCACCGCGUGCUCUCCGCGGCCGCGGCCGAGGCCGGAGCACCACAUCAGCCUCGCCCAGAGAGGCCCCAGCUCCCUCCCGUGGAGGGGCUGCAGAACGGUUCACUCAGAGCCCUCAUGCGACUUCCAGAAGGACUCGGUGACUCCUUUCCUGUCCUCAGGGCUAUGCGUCUGGGAGCCGCUGGGGCCGGGGCUCCGGGUCACGAGCGCACGUUCCCGUUAUUUAUUCCCCCCUGCACAGCGCCACUCUUGGCUCCGGGCCCUGGGCGGGCGGGGCUGUCCGGCCCUGCGGGUCUGGGAGCAGCCCCUGAUCCCCUCCUCCCUCAUCCCUGUCUGUGUCCCCUGCUCUCCAUGUCCACCUUUAGCAGCUUCCAGUCUGGCAUCUCUGCAGCGUGCCGGCCCCUCAAGAGCGGUGGGAGGUCUGGGGGACUGGUUUGGAGUUUUUUUAGGGGAACAGAGGCACCCUGCUGCGCUCCGUGUGGGCAGCCGGGGCUGUGGCGGGGCCCCUGGGAGUAGGACGCAGUGACCAGAGGGCCUGGAGGUUGGCUCUGCCCCCCCACCCUCAGUGAGCAAGAAAGAACAAAUUUUUAAUUAAAAAAAAUUCUGUACAUAUAUAUAUGUAUAUAUAUAUGUGGCUCUAGCCUCAGUCUCCAGCCCCAGUGGGGUCUGUACAGUUACCUGGAGGAGGAGAGAUUUUACAGUGUAGUAUAAGGGAAAUUAAGGCAGUGGGGAAGCAAUACCAAAUGGUCGUGGGGGAUGUGGCUGGGGCUCCCCUGAGUGGAGCACCCCAAGGCCUCCGCCCCUCGACCUGCGGGUCACCCUGGUUUUGUUUUGACGUAAGAAGGAGCAAACUUGUCGCCGGCCCCAGAGCGUCCAGGGCGCAGGGCCGUGCAUUCCUGCAUGACCGUGCUAGCGUCUAGUCUGACUUGAUCUUUUUAAAACUGCAAGUGUUAAAUACUAGAGGUUGUUAGACCCCCUUUUUUAUGUUUUUUAAUUAAUCAGUGACUCAUGAAAGCAAACAAGCGGGCCCGGCCCCUUUACAAGUCCACUUUUUCGACGGUACUAAAGAUUCCUACGGACUUUAAGGGACAGCUAACUGUGGCCGGCCCCGUGCCCAUGGGCUGCCCGUCUGGGGGUCCCCCCUCCUAAGCAGCGUGAGCCACACCUCAGAGACCGGGCCGGGGGCGCCAGGAUAUCCCAGCAUUCCCGGCGUGGGAAGCUCCUGGAACGGGGCUGACCUGGGCGGGGGGUCCCCACAGGCGCCAGGCUGGGCUCAGGCUUCCCACUGCCGCGGGUGCCCCGUCAGAGCUCAAGCUGGCCUGGCCCCAGCGCAGCCCCUGUGGCCUCAAGCGGGGGCAGCUGAGCGGAGGCCGGCCCGUCUGGAGACCCGGCUGUCUGGGUGGCCACUUGCCUCGGCUGGACGCGCGUCCCUGGGUGGUCCCCUGGCCCGUCUGACGUUGCUGGGCCGGGCCUGGGAGCAAGCCCCCGUUUCCCCUCCGUCCCCGGAAAGUCUUCCCAGGGCACCGGCUUCUGCUCUAAGCCCUCGUUCUUCCAGUUCUGUGAUGGUUGGCCUGGGGCUCCUCAGCACCCGGGCCCCUCUUGAGAAUCAGUUCCAGCCCCUUCCUCUGCCCUCUUUGGCCCCCGCAGAGCUGAACCCCUGUGCUGGCCUGAGCGAGGCUGCGAGUUCCAGGGCGGGGGCCCGUCCACGUGCCCGUGUCCCCUGAACUGUGGGCGGGCAGGGCCGUGGCGGCAGGGGGAGGCCAAGCACUUUAGCAGUACCUGUUUACACGCGAGCCCAGGGAGCUGACCCUCAGCCUGCCCCGGCCAGGCAGCAGCUCCCGCACCUUCCUUGCUGCUGGCUCCUGCAGUUAGGCCCUGCCUUCUCCUUGUCACUGCUCCCCACGCCCUCCGAGUCUGUAGUAUCCUACCGGCACCUCUGCCUCUGCGCAUCCCCCCGUGGUGCCCCAAGCUCCGGCACUGGUGUGGGGGCCCUGGCAGGAGCCUGGGAUUGCAGCCCUGCUCUGCACACUGAGGGGAGUGCCAUGGUCCCGAAGGCCCCUGUGCAGCCCCAGGGCUUGGGGGAUCCAGGCCAGUGUGGGAUGCAAGGGCUCCCAGCCUGUCCCGGACACUGCUGCUAUUGCCACUGCUACAGGCCACCCCCCACCCCGAUCUGCAUGGUCUCAGGAGUGCCCUCAGACAGCCCAACCUCCGUCCGGGAGCCCCGUCUCUCCAUAUACCUCGAGCUUGCCCUGCCCUCCCUGACCCAGGGCCUGACGAGCCGGGGCUGGGGGCUGAGGGGAAGAGGGACCUGGAUCCCCCUAACGGCAGGCCCCUAGCAUCCCUCCCGCCCUCUGGUUUGGCCUGGCUGAGGCCCGGCUCCCCCGUUCUGGAUCUGAUGGCUCACGUCGUUGGUGCUACACAAGCUAGAGUAGAUAUAUUUAGAAAGAGAGAAAGAUAUUUUUAAGACGAAGCCCACAAUUAGCUGUCCCAUAACGCCACAGAGCCCCCACCCAAAAGAAGAGCGAUCACCCGGCCGCCCGAGCUGCCUACCGGGCUCUUGCUCCCGGGGCAGCGUGGCUGACGGGGCGGGCCGCUCAGCCCACGGGGUGUGUAAAUAUACGGCGGUUUCCUAUUUUACUGUUCCUCAGAUUUAGUACUUGUAAAUACACACACACAUUAAGGAGAGAUUAAACAUUUUUGCUAAACGUC